Kluyveromyces lactis is the source of this 1170-nucleotide messenger RNA. It is a transcript of the gene CTF13, whose product is annotated as Ctf13p. Lineage: Eukaryota; Fungi; Ascomycota; Saccharomycetes; Saccharomycetales; Saccharomycetaceae. Bases 1 to 1170 code for a protein of 389 amino acids. The record is from RefSeq and is a predicted model, not a curated record. The transcript has a single exon.
AUGUUUGAUACCAAGCUGUUCCUCAGUUUACCAAUCGAUAUACGGUAUACUGUUUACUUCUUUUUGGGCGACGUUGUGCAAAAUGUAAGACCACCUGCUAAAUCAGAUAUCUUUAACGAUGAGCUUAUUGCCUAUCCUAAUAUAAGGGAGUUCAAUCAAUCUCUGGUGGAUAAGUACUCUAAACAUAUUGGUGUAUAUGACUAUAUACCAAAUUUCAUUCCCAAUUGGUGCCGAGACUUCGAUUUGCUUCGACAUGACAUAAUACUUACUGAUCGACUGCGGGUUUGUUUACAAUAUGAGGAACAAUGGUUUAGUGUCCAAUGGAUCGUAGUGUCAGGUGAGCUUGAAAUAGGAAUAUUCACUACAGAUGAGCAGUUUCUACAGGUGAGUUAUACCAUUAACGAGUAUUGCCAUCUUUUGAGUAUUGCACAACAAGAUUUGAGGUUAGGAAUUAACGUCAGUGAUAUCAAUGAUGUCAAUGAAUUAUGCAAAGAGAUACAACACCGCUGGCUAUUUGAUACAGUUUCAUAUAUUAGUUUCAUCAAUUGCUGGGAUUUAGAUCAUGAGAACGUCGUUUCUAUCAUUCCAUGCAUGGAGUCGUUCAAUAACUUGCACAUGCUUCGCAUUGAAUCGAAGAACAUGUUUAAUAACCUGAUUAAUACUCAAGGAGUUCGAGAGAACCCUGGUAAGACAAUAGUAUACAAUGUCCGACAAAAUAUAUUCGAAUUAGAGCUGUAUACGUUGAGGGAUUUGGGGUACAAAUCUGUUGUUGAUUUACAAAAAUGGGAACAACUUCAAUGUCUUUCCUUAUCAGGUUGCGAAUUCAUAGACCUCAAUAACCUUAUUUUACCACAACAUUGCAAGAUGUUGAUAUUAAAAGAAGUGAAGUAUAUCAUAUGGUGGGACCUGUCUCAUCUGUUGAAACGAAUCAGGCCUCAAUGGAUUAUAAAUGGUCAGGUGAAAAAACCCACGAAGAAAGAAGAAGAAGAGGAAUCAGAAUGGUAUAACCUUUAUUUAGAAGUGGUACAAACAUACCAACCUCUGAAUUUCAUAGAACUGCACAACGCCAAGCGAGUUAAAGGAAAUCUAAUAUUACCUGCUCGUUUAGUAACCGAAUCUAGAAUAAAGAUUUCUAAUGGGACUAAGGUAGAUUCUGUUUUACUGAUAUAA